AUGAAUAUAACAAUAUUAAUAAAUAUUCAAAAUGGACCAUCUGAAUGGUUUCGUAUAUUUCUUAUUAUACUUUUUAUAAUUAUUCUUAUGAUUGGUCUAAUUGGUAAUAGUCUUGUUUUAUUAUCAACUAUAACAAAUCAUAUAGAAAUUCGUUGUUCAUCAACAAAUCUUCUGCUUGUAAAUAUGUCAUGUGCAGAUUUAAUUAUAAUUAUUUUUAAUAUAUUUGAUAUCGUACAAUUUUCAUUUGAUCAUUUUUGGCCUACGGCUUGGUAUUUUGGUUUAUCAUUUUGUAAAAUAGUUCGUUUUGCACAAGUAUUUGGUUGUUAUGUUAGUGUACAAACAUUACUUAUUAUUAGUAUUGAAAGAUAUAUUUCAAUAAUUUAUCCAAUUACAAUAUCUCAAAUAAAUUAUCGUAAACGUCUUUGUUUAAUAUUUAUUUUAAUUUGGUCUCUUGGAUUUAUUAUGGCUUUACCAAAUCUUUAUUUACUUGAAUUACAUCCAUUUUAUAAUCGUCCACAAUAUUAUAUAUGUGGUUUAUCUGAUCAUUGGACUGAUUCACAUUUAAUUACAUUUUAUAAAUAUACAGAAUCGGUACUUUUCUUCUUUCUACCAGCUCUUAUACAAACUAUUCUUUAUUUAAUUAUUUGUCGUAAAAUUUUUUUGAUUGAUCGUACUAUACAAGCUCAUUGUCAUGUUCAAUCAGUACAACAAAUAAUGAUAAGUAAUUCUUUUCAUCGAUGUUCAGAUACAAAAUUAAGCUGUUCAUUACCAUUACCUUUAAUGAACAAUAAUAAUAAUAAAAAAAGUUUAUCACCAACAAUAUCACCAUGUCCUCAAGGUCAUAUAAUACAAUCACGAGCUAAUAAUGCGAAUAUAGCACGUAAAAAAGCUAUUAUUAUGUUAUUAAUUGUUGCUAUACUUUAUUUUAUUGCAUUUUCACCAAUACAAAUUAAUUUUAUUUAUACACAAAUAAAUCAUUCACAUCAUCUUUAUGAACAUCGUCUUUUUUUUAUUAUAACAAUUCUUUUAGCAUUAUCAUCAACAGCUUUUAAUCCAAUUUUAUUUUAUAUAUUUAGUAAAUAUUUUCGAUAUAAAUUUAAAAUUCUUUUACGUCAUAUAUGUCCAUUAUGUCGUUCAUCAAUAAAACAUCAAAAUAAUUUUCCAACGCAUCUCGAUGCUAUCAGCAGUCCCAUUCCACCAUACACCAAUUACACCUAUGCCACGGAACUACAACCUAAUCUUGCUGAUCUCUGGUGGUCGAUCGACGAUCUUCGAAAGGAGAUCAUUUUUGAAUUUCACAUCAAUACAACUGGUUGGAUUGCACUUGGUAUAAGUCCAGCUGGUGGUAUGGUUGGUGCUGAUAUCGGCUUGGGAUGGAUCGAUCAAUCGGGUCAACUGCAUUUUGAAGAUAGAUAUGCAUACGGCUUUUAUCAACCGAUGGUGGAUAAUACGACACAAGAUUGGUUUGGACUGCAAGGUCGCGAAGUGAACGGAUGGACAGCCAUUCAAUUCAAACGACUCUUAGAUACCUGUGAUGUUAUGGAUUAUCCAAUUAAAUCCGGAACUAACAUUGUGAUCUAUGCCUACAGUCUCGAAGAUCCUGUUAUAAUUGAUGGAAAAGCGACGAUAAAGUAUCAUGGCGAUCGUCGAUAUACUCGAGCGAUUCCAUUACAAUCAUAUGCAAAUCCACCAUCAGAGAGCAAAUUCACUGGCCUCGACUAUUUCGAUUUUCAAUUGCACAAUUAUUCAGUACCAUCGAACAAGACAACCUAUCACUGUACAGUCUACAAAGUGCCGGCUAAAUUUCCUAAACGAAGACAUGCCAUUGCUCAUAAAGCCAUCAUUGAUCCAGCCAAUAUCGAUAUUGUUCAUCAUAUGUUGAUGUAUGAAUGUGAUCCAUCAGCUGUCUUCGAUGAUGAGAAUUUGCCCUCUGGUAUAUGUGAUGACCUUGGCGAAGUUCUUAUGCCUUGCACAUCGAGAAUCGCCACCGGAUGGGCUGUUGGUGGAGAUUAUAUCAAUGAAUUUCCUGAAGUGGCUGGAUAUCCUGUUGGAGGUGAUUUUGAAAUUCAAUAUUAUGUAAUUCAAAUGCACUUUAACAACAUACAUCAAAUGUCAAAUCGCACGGAUAGUUCUGGUAUGCGAUUCUAUCUCGGCAAUGAACUUCGCCAGUAUGAUAUCGGUUAUAUGACAUUGGGUCAAAUUUCAGGCGCCACUGCUAUUGCCAUUCCACCAUAUGAUGAUCGUUUAGUCAUCGAUUCUUAUUGUCCUGCUCUGGCCAUGCAAAAUAUUCCACCGACGGGAAUUACUGUGGUUGCAGCAUUUCCACACACUCAUCUUCAAGGACGCAGUGUCUGGACAAAGAUCAUUCGAAAUAAGAAAGCAGUUCAAUAUCUGUUCAAUGGUGAUGCCUAUACUUUCAAUUAUCAAUUCCAAAAUCGUUUACCUCAACCUAUUACAUUGUAUCCGGGUGAUGAAUUAGCAACGCGAUGUAUUUACAGUACAACUAACAAGAGUGUCGUCACUUUGGGUGGAGAAGCAACGAGCGACGAAAUGUGUUUACACAUGUUUACUUACUAUCCACGUAUGAAUAAUUUGCACUUUUGUUGGAUGGCCAAUUCGAUGGAAGCAUGGGGACGAGUGACAAAUGAUUCAAUACCUUUGGAUUACAAUAGCAUUGUCAAAUGGUUAACAGAUCGUCAAUGGACAAGACAAUCCAUUGCUGAUUGGCAAACUUUCUACAAUUCGACUUCGAAACUUCUUAUUUAUGAUAAUGAUGGUAACAUAGACUUUGCUGAUCUUCCGAAACUACCAGACUAUGAAGAUUUCGAACCAUAUCAAUGCAAAAAGAACACCACUGAUGUUGAUACAGCUUUGAGACCGUCUAAACUUCGCUCACUGCUCAAAAGGAUGGAAAUAACUUCAUGAUUUAAAUAAAACAGGACUAGCUGUCAAACAUUGAAAAGUGUGCUGUAUGCAAAAUAAUUCUGUUUUCCUAUUCGUAUUUCUGUCUAACGCGCCGGAGAAAAGGCAGCACUCGAUCGGCAAUGAAAAACAUCGCAUUUGAGAUCGUAAAAUUACCCUCUGAUGAUCAUAGUGAAUCAUGAUGAUCUACCAAAUACACCCACGAGAAGAGUUUAUAUAGGCACUAAUGUCAUCUAGAGUAAAUCACCACUAUCCUAAAAGGUUCGCUAUGAUCUCACCAUUUCUAAAUUGUGAAGAUGACGGUGUGAACUUGCCCGUUAUUCCGUUUUACACUUCUUUAUAACCUUUCAUAGCACACCUCUAGACUAGAGUGUGGGUGUGGGUGUGAGUAUGAGUGGGUGUAUGGAUAUAGGUGAAGAUGUGACUAUGGCUGCUUGUCUUCCCUUUAUCCAUAUGCACACAUCCACACCCAAAUCACAAUUUACGUUCAUAUCUUCUUAGGAUUUUUUUAAUCUAGAGGUAUCCUGGUUAUAUAUCAAAUUUCAGCUCAAAAGUAGCUUACCACGUGAGGAUGUUCUCUUGUUUGAUAAAAUUGCAAAAAAAACAGACGUAACGGUGUUACGCAGUUAUUUUUCGACCAAGUUGAAGACACAUUAAGUGGUUAGAAAUAUUUAAUUUUUCGUUAAUAUUGAUCUUUGCUAUAUAUCUAAUCAUUCUAUGCAACACUCAAGCUUCUAUAUUCAUAUAUGUAUCUCAUUAACUGUACAACAAUGUAUAAGUUGUAUUCAGUGACGUAAAUGGAAAACAAAUAGGCUGUCUUGUAGAAAGUUAAAUUCUGCAUCGGAUGAUAUAUGUCAUUCAGCAUGUUAAAGAAUAAUUAGUUCAGAAAUUCAAAACAGAUUUUUUGAGAAAUAUAAAACCUAAUUUUCGACCCUGGAAUUCAGAUUUUGCAUUUUGAAACAAAUAUCAAGUUCGUGGUUACCGUUAAAGAUUGCUUCUAGUAAUGCAUCUACUUAGGGCAAUCCAAAAGUAGUCACAGUAAUACUUUUAUUUCUUAUAAAAAGUUUAAAGCGACUUUCUCUGUAUAUAGUCUGAUAAAGAAAAGAAUGCUCUAUUUUUCUAUGCUAUUUGAUCAUACUUUAACUAAUAUCAUAAUAAUAAGAUUUUGAUAAGAUAUAUUUUGUUUGCAUGUGGCAUAGUUACAUGAUCUGCUAUUGGGUAUUCUUUGAAUAACUUUUGAUAGAUACAUCAUCGAAAAGUGCGGUGUUCACCGCUCGAAUUGUGAUUCAAUUUUCUAACUGUUGCAAAAAUGUUUUUCUUACGAUAAAAGGAAAAAAGCGUAAAAGUGAGCGUUUUUCACAGACUUUACUAGAAAACUGUAUUAGAGACUCGACUACACUUCAUCUUAUGCAUCUCAAUCUUCCGCACUUUGUAGAUCUUCGAUUAGUGGUUUAAAUUUAUACUUGAUAACUAAAAAUUCACUAUAAACAACUCACUACACAGGUUUAUUCUUAAAAAGGUCGAUUGACACCCUUCAUCUACUCUCUCGAAUGGUGAAAACCACAGGGAUUUAUCUUGUUUUUAUCAAAAGUUAUUGGCAAAACACUCACUCGUGUGUUUUAAUAUGCGUAUCAUUAUAAUCAGCACAUAAGAUCACAACACAUCCAAUGAUAGUUUUCUUUGUUUUGGUGAUAUCGGAAGUCUAAUUUUUUCAGCUUCAGUUGAUGUCAUGUGUGCUCCACUAUUGAUUAUUUUUUUUCAACACUACAUUUUAAGUAUGCAAAGGAUCAAUAAUUCUGUCAAUCAAAUUUUAUGAAAAGGCGUUAUGGUCACAAAAUAAAGUUUUCCUUACUGAAAUAUUUCCCUUGGAAUCAUGAACAGAACACAUCUAAUGCUUAUAUAAGCUUCUAUGUAGUUGUUAACCGCUGUUAUUACCGAAUUAAAUGGCGUUUGACACCGACUUUUUUAUUAUUAUCAUUGGAUUCGUAAGAUUAUUCGAGAAUUCUGCUAAUUAAAUCUCGUUCAAAAAAAUCACCUGCAUUAGUUUACAUGGUUUACAAUACCGCCAUCUUUGUAAAAGAAGUUCAAUCGUGAAAAAAGGAUGCGAGACACAACUCUUUCAAGCAUAUGAAACCAUUUUUUAUUCGACAUCAUUUCUU
Molecule: messenger RNA, 5081 nt
Organism: Rotaria sordida
Lineage: Eukaryota; Metazoa; Rotifera; Eurotatoria; Philodinida; Philodinidae
Source: the annotation of a GenBank genome assembly